Molecule: messenger RNA, 3080 nt
Organism: Capsicum annuum
Lineage: Eukaryota; Viridiplantae; Streptophyta; Magnoliopsida; Solanales; Solanaceae
Product: something about silencing protein 10
Exons: 16
Coding region: 499-2445 (648 amino acids)
Biological process (GO): maturation of SSU-rRNA from tricistronic rRNA transcript (SSU-rRNA, 5.8S rRNA, LSU-rRNA)
Cellular component (GO): nucleolus; small-subunit processome
Source: RefSeq, a predicted model, not a curated record
UACUUUGACCGAUCGAUCAUUCUCAUCCUUUUCCCUUAAUUCUUUGAUCUUUGUUUAUUUAUUGUGGCAAAGUUUAAAAAAAAUAAAUAAAUUAAUUCCCUUUUUGAGUUUUUAAAUUUGCAAAUAUCCCAUCCAUUCAAUUUUACGUUGUUACAUUGGAUUUGACAUAAUUAUUUUACUAUGCAAUCCUAUUAAUUGUUGUUUAUGUUAGACCUUGAAAAAUGCUUACGGGAAUGAAUAAUUAAAGAUUAAAACCCGAAAAAGAAUUAUCGAACGGUGGGAGUAUAAAACUAAGUUUUCCAUUUUGCCCCUCUCUUAUACAUUUUUCUGUAACAUAAAAAAAAGAGCCGCCGCAAGGUUUAAAAAUUUUGGGUUUUAGCUUAAACCCUGUGCUUCAAUUCCUCUAAAUAUAUAAAGAAAUCAAUUUUCUUGAAAAGGGUUUAAUCUUUGUUGUGUUUUAGCAUAAACCUUUUGCUUGAAUUUGUCCAAUUUUGAAGGAUGGGAAAGAAAUCAGGGAAGUUCAAGAAGAAGGAAAACAGCUAUUCAAAGAAAUCAAAAAUUGAUUUUUAUAAUGAAGAUGAUGAUAUGAUGAAUGAUGCUAUUGAUGCCUUUCAUGAAAAGAGAGAUAUCAUUCCGCUUGAUGUUAAUGAAGAUUCUGCAAAGUCCGAUGAGGAUAAUGAGCAUCCCGUGUAUGAUCUUAAGGAGGAUGAAGAUGAAGAGGAUGAAGAUGAUGACUUUGAUGAUGCUAAACUUACCGGCCUUGGUGCUAAAAUUGCAAGGACACAGAAAUAUUUAAAGGCUACUAUGGGAGGGGUUGAGGAUCAAAUGCAUGAUGAAGCUGAACAGGAGAAAGAAGAGGGGCAUCUGUGGGGAAGAGGAAAGAAUAUCUAUUAUCAAAAUAAGGAGAAUGUUGAAGAGUCAAGUGAUGAGGACCUUAUUGCCGAGGAGGAGGCAGAGGUGUUGAGAAUGCAGCAGAAAAAAGCUAAAUCCUUAUCUGCAGAGGAUUUUGGUAUUGAAGAUGAUGAUGACCUCACAUUUGAGGAAAUUUUGGCCCAAGGGAAACCUGGAUCAACAGUUUCUAUAGAUGGAGAAGCCAAAAAUGAAACUGGCAUUGCGUAUGAGGAAGUGCAGAAGGAUUUGAAUGCUUUGACAAAAGAAGAGCAAAUGGAUGUUGUCUAUAGUUCUGCACCUGAAUUGGUUGGUUUGCUGUCUGAGCUUGGUGAAGCGCUUGAGCAGCUCGAUAACAAAGUUAAUCCCCUACUCAAAAAGAUUAAUGGGAAGAAUAUGAUAAAAGACGGGAUGCACUACAUUGAGGUGAAGAAGCUGCUUCUGCUGUCAUAUUGCCAAGCUAUCACUUUCUACCUUCUUCUCAAAUCUGAGGGUCAACCAGUGCGUGAUCAUCCAGUCAUUUCACGCCUUGUGGAGAUCAAGAAUCUGUUGAAUAAGAUGAACGAACUUGAUGGACAUCUUCCUUCUAAUCUAGAAGACUUGUUGCACAAGAAUGUUGAUAAUAUAACUAGUGUAAAGUUGGCGGGAAGGAACUUGGAUUCUGAACCUCUUCCCAUUAGUGACAAACUUUCCGUGGCAUCAACUGAUAUUCAAGAAGCAGAGCCUCAUGAAGCUGAGUUGGUCGAGGCAAAUGGUUUAAAGAGUCAACGGAAAAGCAAAUCAAAACGCAAACGUCAGGAUGAUCAAGUUGGUAUCCAAAGUAUGGAAAUGUUAAAAGUGAGAGCUUCCCUUGAGGAAAAAUUGAAGCAGACAGGUGUCUUAAGUUCCAUUGCACGAAAACAUGAAAAACAAAACAAACGCUCGCGACUACUGAAUGGGAUGCUGGCAACUCCUGAUGAUUUUGGUGAUGAUGCCAUGGGUGCUGGAGAUGAUCGUGAGAUACGAAGUUUAAACAAACUUUCUAGGCUUCUAACUCCUCAAGUAGCGAGAUCCAAGGUAAUUUCUGGUGAUGAUGAUUUACCAAAACGAGAUGACAUUGGAGAAAGGAGAAGAAAGCAUGAACUGAGAGUUCUAGCCGGAGCUGGAGUUGAACCUUCUGAUGUUGUCAAAGAUGAGACUGGUGACCAUGUGAACGAUGAUGUUGCUACUUCUGAUGAUAGUGAAAUCGACCCAGAUUUGGAAUUCUAUAGAGAAGUCGAAAAAAAACAUUCAGCUAAGCUUGCUGCUAAAGAAAAGAUGUAUUCCAGUUCCCCAGCUGCGCCAGAAACGCUUGUAGAUGGGAAGCGCCAGAUAAAUUACCAGAUGGCGAAAAACAGAGGCCUUACUCGUAUUCGUAAGAAGCAAGAUAAAAAUCCAAGGAAGAAAUACAGGGGGAAACAUGAGAAGGCUCAGCAACGCAGGGCGGGCCAAGUUCAGAAAAUGAAGAAACCAAGUGGUCCUUAUGGUGGAGAAACUACAGGAAUCAAUGCUGGUAUUAGUCGAAGUAUCCGAUUUUAAGGGAUAGGUUCUUACCUCCCCUCAAGCGCUUACCGGUAAGACCUCAUCACGUGAUGUGUGGGUUAGGCACACGUGCUGAGUUUGUAUACUUCCAUAGGCAAAACCUUAGUAUUUAAGUGAAGAAAGGUAGAGCGGUGUAUCCAUUAUUCACCAAGUUCCAAACCUUGUCUCACACUGGCCCUCGAGUUUCGAACGUUGUGUCACAAGAGAUGGUUUUUCCGGAAGUCCUCUUUUUGUGGUUAAAAUUAGUUUUUUUCUUCCUUCCAAUUCUGUCCCCCCUUAAGAUGGGAGUGGAAAGGCAGGCAUGUAUAAGAUGAACGUGAACUGAUUCUUUUUUUUCUUUUUUCUUUUUAUAUAUAAGCAGUUUUACACAUGAAAAGGGUCAUGGUAAGUGCCUCGUGGAAUUAGUCGAGGUGUCUAAAUUGGUCCGAAUAUCAGGGUUACUGAAAAAAAUGAGCUAGAGACUUUCGGAUAUUUUGCAUUUGUUCCUGCGAGCGCACCUUUUUUUGAGAUUUAGGAGCUGUUUGGACAUGGUAAAGUUUGCUUCUUUAUCAACAAAACUUUUGAAAUAUUGUUUGGUCAUCAUAUACUGGAAUGCGUUUUUGGUUAAUUUUUGAAGAUGUGAGUUAUGCAAA